Mandrillus leucophaeus (drill) is the source of this 4054-nucleotide messenger RNA. RefSeq names its product cysteine and glycine-rich protein 1 (gene CSRP1). The transcript has 5 exons. The record is from RefSeq and is a predicted model, not a curated record. Lineage: Eukaryota; Metazoa; Chordata; Mammalia; Primates; Cercopithecidae. Gene Ontology annotation, cellular component: cytoplasm; Z disc; nucleus. Bases 158 to 580 code for a protein of 140 amino acids. Gene Ontology annotation, molecular function: structural constituent of muscle; actinin binding. Gene Ontology annotation, biological process: sarcomere organization; muscle tissue development.
UCAGCCCUGGAGUGGUGCGGUGUGCAAAGCCCACUGGUUGGCGUGGCCCGGGACACGCCUUCCCCGGAGCGGAACAAAACGGCGCGCAGGCCGGGCGCACCCAGCCGCCACUUCCGAGAGCGCCUGCCGCCCGUGCGCCGCCGAGCCAGCUGCCAGAAUGCCGAACUGGGGAGGAGGCAAGAAAUGUGGGGUGUGUCAGAAGACGGUUUACUUUGCCGAAGAGGUUCAGUGCGAAGGCAACAGCUUCCAUAAAUCCUGCUUCCUGUGCAUGGUCUGCAAGAAGAAUCUGGACAGCACCACUGUGGCCGUGCAUGGUGAGGAGAUCUACUGCAAGUCCUGCUAUGGCAAGAAGUAUGGGCCCAAAGGCUAUGGCUAUGGGCAGGGCGCAGGCACCCUCAGCACUGACAAGGGGGAGUCUCUGGGCAUCAAGCACGAGGAAGCCCCUGGCCACAGGCCCACCACCAACCCCAAUGCAUCCAAAUUUGCCCAGAAGAUUGGUGGCUCCGAGCGCUGCCCCCGAUGCAGCCAGGCAGUCUAUGCUGCGGAGAAGGUGAUUGGUGCUGGGAAGGGAUUGUUAUGAGGUCACAAUGAAGAUCCUUGCCAUUGACUAAAGGAUAUGAAAACAGGAGACAUUAAUACUAUUGUUAAGUUGGGUUUUUUGUUCUAUCUCAUUAUGAGAAUAGAAAAUUAUUAAGAAUAGCUAAGAAUCACUAUUUCCAUUACUUAGGCAGGCUAAAAGGUAAAGUUAGGGCUGUACUAAGGAGUAGGAUAAGAUAAUUUUGCAUUCAAGUGGAAAAGGUAGGGAGAAGCCCCCACCUUUCUAUUGCCUCGCUCAAGAAAUGUUGAGGAGCUGGGAAUACGUUUGGGUGCUUAUGAAUAGCAAAGGGAUUCAGCUUAUUUUGGCAGGGGAGUGGCUAGGAAAUAUGAGAGGUGUUGGUCUAGGUGUGAUUCAGUUUUUCUCUAGCCUGGAGAGCUUGGGGUAGCAGCCCCUUGCUUUAUAGAGGAGGCAGCAAAGGCUGGGUGACUACUGAGGUUGCACUGGCACCGACCUAGACCCAGGUCCCCCAAUUUCAGCUCUUUGGAGAAGAAGCCAAUGGGCAAGGUUAGGCAACCAGGAAAUCUGAGGGGAUGAAUUUCCCUUCUCAUCCGCCAGCCUGGGCACUAGGAGUGUCUUUGCCCUUAAAAGGCCUUGUUUUGUCUUAUCUGACUGCUGCCUGCCUCUUGCUUUUCCUGGGUUAAGCAGAGCUGUCUACACAUUAGCCUCUUAGCCUGCCCAGCUGUUGAUGGGAGCUGGCUUCUAAGAAGUCUGUCUGUGCAACGUACCAUCACUGUGUACAAACUUGGGCCUCACUUUUUUUUUUUCUGGGAGAGCUGUUUGCCCUGUGUUACAGAAUGGAUGUGAGGACUAGAUUAAACAUAUGAUGUCUGGUCACAAAGAAGGUAUUUGUAAUUGGGAUUCUCCUGGACCAGCCCAGCCUCUGAAGUUCUAGAAUUAGGUGCCUCCUUUGCCCAAAGGCUAUCAGCUAUUGGAGGGUAGGGUGGCAGUAUGUCCCCCACUGGGUAGCUGUGAACAUUAACUGACUUCACCAGUGUAAAGUGCCUGGCACAGGGCCUGGCACAGAGGAAGCCAGAGUCAAUGUUGUCUAGUAUCACUUUGGAAGGAGAAUAAGUCUAUGAAAUUGCAUUAAACUCAGCAGGAGAAGUCCUAAGGAGUGUAGUUUCUCCAGGGGCCACAGAAGACCCUUUGUGUCUCUAUGAGAUGCCCCAAGGCAACACGGGGCAGAGAGGUCUUCCUGGUGAGGGCUGUUCAAGUACUAAGUGACAGUACCAGGAGGAGUGCAAAGCCCUGGCUCACACCACUGAUCUACUGGCAAGAUGGGUCUGGAGAAGGCUCAUCUGGCCCAGCCAGUGGGGGGAACAGCUACCUUGGUGUUAAACCCACCCCCUCACCUGCCUUUUGUGGUAUAGCUGGUGACCCUAAUCAUCAGGCCAUUGCAACAUAGCAUGGAAGAUGGUGCGAGGUGGCAUGUGGUCCCUGGCCUUCUCCCUCUACUGCCUUGCACCAUGGGCCAUGUCCUCUCAGCAGCACCAGUUGAACAGACUUCAGAAGUGGCUUGAGCCCUUAUACCAUGGUUAUGUCAAAGGGAGUGGGCCUGGGGUGGAGGGUACCCUCAUCACUGGUGGCAGCCAUUAACUAUUUCCUUCCCUGCCUAGUCCUGGCAUAAGUCCUGCUUUCGAUGUGCCAAGUGUGGCAAAGGCCUUGAGUCAACCACCCUGGCAGACAAGGAUGGCGAGAUUUACUGCAAAGGUGGGUGUUUUCACUUCUAAUUGAGGGUCAGGAGGCCCAAGGGGGUGCAGGGGCUAAGUAGUCUUGCCUUUGCUGAAUGUAAACUAAUUCCUGGCCUUGGGAUCCAAGAUCCUGAACAUCUAGUAUGAUUCCUUCAUUGUACAGAUGAGGAAACAAGACCAGAGGGGGAAAGCAACUUGGCCAGCAUCAUCUGGCAAAUCGAGGCAGGCAUAGAGCUAGACUUCCUAACUCCCAGUCCAAUGCUCUUACAGCAGAUGAUGCUUCUGUAAUUUCAGUGGCUGGGGCAAUGGGUACAGGGUGGAACCAAGAGCCUCUUCACCAUUUUACUAUUGAGACUGGGGUGCUGUGGAGGUGAGGGGGUCCUAGUGGACCUUUCUUCCCUAGCGGCCUGGCUGGGCACUAGGAGUGGGGGAUCUUCAGCAGGAGGGUGGGUGGUGCGGCUGGGGGUGGAGGAGGAACAUGCCCUUAUUGCACUUCUCUCUCCUCUCUCUGCAGGAUGCUAUGCUAAAAACUUCGGGCCCAAGGGCUUUGGUUUUGGGCAAGGAGCUGGGGCCUUGGUCCACUCUGAGUGAGGCCACCAUCACCCACCAUGCCCUGCCCACUCCUGCGCUUGUCAUCGCCAUUCCCUUCCCAGCAGCUUUGGAGACCUCCAGGUUCAUUUCUCUCAUGCCUGCCACAUAUCACUAAUGACUUGAACUUGGGCAUCUGGCUCCCUUUGGUUUGGGGGUCUGCCUGAGGUCCCACCCCACUAAAGGACUCCCCAGGCCUGGGAUCUGACACCAUCACCAGUAGGAGACCUCAGUGUUUUGAGUCUAGGUGACAGCAGGCCCCUCUCCCCACACUUUGCCCCACAGAGCUCUGUUCUUAGCCUCUUGCGCUGCACGUCCACCAUCAGCUGGCCAAGACACCUGGGGACACAUCUUGGCGCCCAGAGGAGCAGCAGCAACAGGCUGGAGGGAGAGGGAAGCAAGACAAAGAUGAGGAGAGGGGAAGGCUGGGUUUCUUGGAUCCCAGAGAUCCUCCUCUGUGGGAAAGAAGGUGGGUUUCCUGGUGUCCCUCAGAGUAAGCCUGAGGAGUCCCAGCUUAGGGAGUCACUACCGCAGGCAGAGAGGCAGGCAGCGGGGUCCUAGGAGCCCCUGCUUCUCCAGGCCUCUUGCUUUAGAGGCUUUGUGGAACGGAUAGCCUCCCACUAGGAGUGGGAGGAGAAUAACCCAGGUCUAAGGACCCCAAAGUCAGGAUGUUAUUUGAUCUUCUCAGACAUCUAGUUCCCUGCUUGAUGGAGGGAUCCUAAUGAAAUACCUGAAACAUACAUUGGCAUUUAUCAAUGGCCCAAAUCUUCAUUUAUCUCUGGCUUAACCCUGGGUCCUAAGGCUGUGGCCAGCAGAGCCCAGGCCAGGGUUCUGUUCUUGCCACACCUGCUUGAUCCUCACAUGUGGAGGAAGGUAGGCAUAGCCUCAGUCUUCAUCCAAACACCCCUUUCCUUUGCCCUGCGACCUCAGAAUCUUCCCUUUAACCCAAGACCCUGCCUCUUCCACUCCACCCUUCUCCAGAGACUCUUAGAUCACAUCAUUCCAGCCCUUCCAGGCCCCAAGUUAGGAGUGGUGGUGGGAGGAAGGGAAAGGGCUGGGCCUCACUGCUCCCAGCGACUGAAAGGACGACACUAUCUGGAGCCACCCACUGAAAGGGCUGCAGGCAUGGGCUGUACCCAAGCUGAUUUCUCAUCUGGUCAAUAAAGCUGUUUAGACC